Messenger RNA from Trichoderma gamsii, 720 nucleotides. RefSeq lists its product as hypothetical. The record is from RefSeq and is a predicted model, not a curated record. Lineage: Eukaryota; Fungi; Ascomycota; Sordariomycetes; Hypocreales; Hypocreaceae. Bases 1 to 720 code for a protein of 239 amino acids. The transcript is spliced from 4 exons.
AUGAUUCUGUUUCCUGUACUGCUCGCAGCAAUAAUCCCAGUCUGCUAUAGACAAGCCAUGGCUGGAAAAGUUGUGACGACAGUCGUCCGAGUCGGCGAUAUAUCGUACUAUAUGCACCCGCUAGCCCUUUCUAAUGCUCAACGUGGCUUACUGGCAUUCGACCGUGAUACGCUUGCUGAAGCGUGCACCAUGCUCACGAUUUACGGUCAAUUUCCCACCACGAGUGAGCUCCAGACCAUUCUGGAUGACUUCGAGACCAAGGAUGACGUUUGGACGCGGGAUUUCAUUGGGACCAUAGUCAUCCAGACGCCCGAAAUUGAUCGCAAACUCACGGAGGACGAAAUGAACAUUGUUCGUAGCCUUGGGGCUAGCGACAUACGUUUAUUCCUCAAUGGCGUGCCGGGAGCCCAGCUUCCUCAGGGUCCUUAUUUUCUGCAUUACGGCCAGCUUCACCAAGCCUACCGACUGUAUCCAGAUACUGCAGAUGCUUUUAUAGUUUCUACAAUUCUAGAUCAUCUUGAUGGCUUUCGAUCUCUGGAUGCUUCUGCGUACGGAGAACAAUUUCCAUCCGCCCUCACUGUCGCCGUACCCUCUCGUCUAUACUAUACCAAAUCAAGUGAGAAGCCGUACGCGGGCCUGCGCAUAGCCAUAAAAGACAUUAUAGACUUGAAAGGGCUCAAGACAGGAGCGUCUUCGCGCGCACUCGGAAUGGCCAACUAG